Molecule: messenger RNA, 602 nt
Organism: Prorocentrum cordatum
Lineage: Eukaryota; Dinophyceae; Prorocentrales; Prorocentraceae
Source: the annotation of a GenBank genome assembly
GUGCCCCCUGCUGCCACCGCGGGGCGGCGGAGGAGAGCCCGCCCGCAGAGCGGCGGCGGCGGAGGCGCCUGGCGAGGCGGGACACGGUGCGCAGGGCCGCCAUGCGGCGGCCGCGGCCGUCUUUCUGCCUGCGGGAAGACACGGCAGAGGGGCCUGACGAUAACUUCUCCUUGAUGUGCAAACGGGUGAGCGCCAUCUUCGACAAUGCGCGCGAUGAUUCCAGCGACGACGAGAGCGAGGCAGCGGCAGGUAACUGUCAUCUGGAGUCGGGCGGUGCCUGGAAGUGCUUUCAUGGCGUUGUCCGCGACCUCGUGCCAGAGCGGGAUACAGAAGCUUCCGGCAGUGCAUCCAGCGAUUCCUUGACUUUCGCUGAUACCACAGAGGCGAAGUCCGACGAGGGGGACGACGAGUGCAGUGGAGGCGCCGCAGAUGCUAAGUCGGCGAAUUCCAACCGGAACAACGAUCAUUGCAGUGGGCAGGAUUUUGCCGAGCACGCCGUCGCGCCACGCGUGGAGGAUAGCACGUCUCGCAUGCUGUGCAGCAUGCGCACAGUCUUCGAUCGGGAGCGCCAUAGUUCCAGCGAGGAUGAGAUGGCAGCUUAA